AAGAAGGAGAGGGCAAAUGGGAGGAAGGACAAGAUUUGAAAAUUGCGGGUGUGUCGCUUUUUCCAACGGCGACCCGUUACAGCUAGCGAUCCUCUAAAGCCACAUACAAGCAUACGUGGCAAAUGGGAGAAAAUCCAGCAACAGGGCAACCAGACGGAGGGGAAAAAUCCAAAGGAGUUAAAAAAAAGUAAAAGAAAGGCAACAAAAGCGUUUGAAUUUUCAAAGAUGAAAAAAACCAAAGAUCGUGAGGGUAGGAGUAGUAUAUUAUAGUAUUAUUAUUCCUGGGUAACCCACCCAAGCAAAUGACGGAGGUCCAGUGCUGAUGCUUUACUGUUAUCUCCCAAGAAAGAAAGAAAAACCCAAGGAACAAAAUUCACACGCGCUCUCACACGACAAACCUUCAGAAAGGGAAAAUUAGAUGAAAAAAACAAACCAAAAAAAAAAAAAAGCAAAGCAGCAGCUCAAUCACUCUGUAAACGUCACCGUUUUCAGCUUCUCCGGUUACUUCUCAGCUCUGACAGUCUCUAAUCGGUUCUUGUCAGUUCAAUCCUUUCUGCGUGAAGACAGACCUUCUGGUAGUGCAAGAGUACUAGGUUCUCAGCCUUCAUCAUCUUCUUCCAAUGGUACAAACUCAAGACCCUCCUCUGCUGUAAGGAGAGGGGAUGCCCGUCGUCGAAGGAGUCCAUUGAAUUCUGGUUUGUGGAUUUCUAUUGAACUAGUUCUUACUGUGAGCCAAAUUGUAGCGUCUAUUGUUGUCUUGGCUUUGUCAAGGAAUGAGCAUCCCCAUGCACCGCUGUUUGCUUGGAUUGUGGGUUAUGCAUCUGGAUGCAUAGCAACCCUCCCUCUUCUUUAUUGGCGUUAUCGUCAUCGUAACCAGGCUUCUGAGCAAGACCCAGUUCAACAUCAUCACACUUCACACAUUAAUGUCCCUGCUGGACCCUUUUCUCUCUCUGUCACAAGGACUUCUGAUGGGGGUGAUCAUCGUCCUGCAACUAUGUCUCCUAGAGGUGGUCAUAAUGCAGGAGUAACAAGUGCAAGAAUUAAAGCACUAGUGGAAUACUUCAAAAUGGCUUUAGAUUGCUUCUUUGCUGUUUGGUUUGUGGUUGGCAAUGUUUGGAUAUUUGGUGGGCGUUCAUCUGCCAGUGAGGCUCCUAACAUGUACAGGCUAUGUAUAGUUUUUCUUACAUUUAGCUGUAUUGGGUAUGCUAUGCCCUUCAUUCUAUGUGCUACAAUCUGCUGUUGCCUGCCUUGUAUUAUUUCCGUCCUUGGAUUUAGAGAGGAUCUAUCACAGGCCAGAGGGGCCACGCCCGAAUCAAUAGAUGCUUUACCAACUUACAAGUUCAAGGUGAAGAAAAGUAGAAAUGGAGAUGAUAGGGAAAUCGUCUCAGGUGCUGGUGAGGGUGGGGUUGUGGCUGCAGGAACAGAAAAGGAACGUGUCAUCUCUGGAGAAGAUGCAGUGUGCUGCAUUUGUUUGGCAAAAUAUGCAAAUAAUGAUGAGCUGAGGGAGUUGCCAUGUUCUCAUUUUAUGCACAAGGAAUGUGUGGACAAGUGGCUUAAGAUCAAUGCUUCCUGUCCUCUUUGCAAGAGUGAGGUUGGUGAGAACAUUUUGGAUGCCAUCUCUGGGACAAGUGCCAGCAUCUUGAGUUCACUCUCUGGAACGCACGAUAACCAACGACGAGCUGCAUACAGUUUGAUGAUCUUUCUUCUUAUGUGUUGGGUGGUCGUCCCUUCCAUUCUUUAUGGUUGUCUUACGGGGUGAGAUGUAGCUUGUUAGACACACACACGGCAAUUCUCCAAUUACCAAACAUGAUGUAGCCAGAUUGUGCAAUGUCACCAUCAAUCAAAAGAGCCAUGUAAAAUUUAUUGCUAUGUCGCCAAUCAGAGUGGAAAAUGAUUUGCUAUGUAAUUGCACAUACAGUUAUAUAAAUAAUAGAGAUUUUGCAAAAUUUGCAAAGAAUUUUAGGUUUUUGCCUGCAAAAUCAUUUGUACUGGGGACUUCAAAGCAAUGAAUGAAGAAAAACUUUUCUGACUUUUCCUCAA
Messenger RNA from Theobroma umbraticum, 2040 nucleotides. Its product is annotated as C3H4 type zinc finger protein. Gene Ontology annotation, molecular function: zinc ion binding. NCBI's taxonomy places the organism in Eukaryota, Viridiplantae, Streptophyta, Magnoliopsida, Malvales, Malvaceae. The record is from RefSeq and is a predicted model, not a curated record.